Messenger RNA from [Candida] anglica, 1989 nucleotides. The record is from the annotation of a GenBank genome assembly. Lineage: Eukaryota; Fungi; Ascomycota; Pichiomycetes; Serinales; Debaryomycetaceae.
AUGGAAGAUUUCAUUCUUGGCCAGGGUUAUGGCUAUGGCUUUGCCUUGGGUAUUGGUGCUGGGUUCGCCUUAUUGAUGGUUGUUAUCUCUAACCUUCUCUCUAGAUAUAUGGGAGAAGUCCAAUCUUCUGAACGAUUCUCCACCGCUUCACGGUCGGUUAAGUCUGGACUUAUCGCAUCCUCAACGGUUUCUGCGUGGUGUUGGCCCGCAACUUUGCUUACUUCUGGUGCUUGGGGUUACUCUCAUGGUAUAUCAGGUCCCUUCUUGUACGGCAUUGGUGGGACAGUACAGAUCACCCUUUUCCUGUUCCUUGCUAUCCAAAUUAAAAAGAAUUCCCCAGGUUGUCACACAGUUGCUCAAUUGAUUUCAGUAAGGUUUGGGAAGCAUGGACAUUGGUGUUAUUUGGUUUAUUGUCUGGUGACAAACAUUCUUGUUUCUUCUCUCUUAUUGUUGGGAGGUUCUCAGGGGUUUUCGUCCACGACAGGGAUGCAUGUAGUUGCCGCUUCGUUCCUUCUUCCAUUGGGUGUCAUUUGUUACACUCUUUUUGGGGGUCUCAAGGCUACCUUCAUCUCAGACUGGAUCCAUACGGUAAUCAUUUACAUUAUCAUUCUUGUUGGGUGUUUCACCAUUUAUGUUGGCUCUCCAUUAAUUGGUUCUCCUGGUAGAAUGUACGACCUCUUGAAGGAAGCUGAUAUUUCCUUCCCCAGUGCAACCGGGACUAGUUACUUGAGCUUCCAUGAUAAAGAUAUGUUUCUUCUUGCUUGGUCAGUUACCCUUGGAGGAAUGAGCUCAGUAUUUGGAGAUCCAGGAUAUUCUCAAAGAGCAAUUGCUUCGGAUUCAAAGAGUGUUUUCAGCGGAUAUAUGGUUGGUGGAAUCUGUUGGUUGGUUAUACCAUGGGCGCUUGGCUCGCUGGCGGGAUUGGCGUGUAGAGCGUUAUUAACCAAUCCAGCAUUUUUCACCUAUCCAAAUCAACUUACUGAAGAACAAGUUGGAGCAGGUAUGCCGGUUAUUUUUGGCUUGGCAGCGGUGUUAGGUAAAUCAGGUGCUGUCGCUGGAUUAUUAAUGCUUUUCAUGAGUGUCACUUCAGCAACUUCUGCUGAACUUAUUGCCUUUUCAUCUAUUUGUACCUAUGAUGUGUACCAAACGUAUAUCAAUCCAAAUGCUUCUGGUAAGCAACUUGUUAAGAUUGCCCAUGCUACAGUCAUUGGAUUUGGUAUCUUCAUGGCUAUUUUAUCAGUUGUCUUCAACUAUUUGGGUGUCACUGUUGGUUGGAUAUUAAGUUUCUUGGGGAUUAUUCUUUCUCCAGAAGUAUCUGCUGUCACUUUGGCUAUUUUCUGGAAAAAGAUGUCCAGAGAAAGUUUCCUCAUUGGUGCUCCAAUCGGUACAUUGACCGGGAUUGCAUGCUGGAUUGGAUCCACGUAUGCUUAUGCAGAUGGUGUCAUCGAUAAGGACACUUUAAUGACCACUGAAGCCACCCUUAUUGGGAAUAUCACCUCUUUAUCAAGUGCGUUGGUUUGUUAUGUCACCAUAUCAUUGAUAAAGCCAGCAAAUUUUGAUUUCAAUAUCUUCUCAACUGCAUUCCAUGCUGGUGAUGACGCUGAUCAAAAAGAAAAGGAAGCCAUGGAAACCAAUGGCCACGAUAGAGCCAUUUUGAAGCGUCACUCGAUGUGGGCAUUUGGAAUCAAUAUUAUGAUUCUCUUCGUAGGGUACAUUAUUGUGCCAGUUUCAUUCUACGGGUCGAAUUACGUUUUCUCCAAAAAGUACUUCACCCAAUGGAUUGUGAUCAUGUUAAUAUGGUUACUUAGUGCUGCUACAUACAUUGUGAUAUUCCCAUUAUGGCAGGGCCGUCACGCCAUUGUAAGGGUGAUAAUGUCUGUUCUUGGGAAAUCGAAACAAACCCAAGAUGUGGAAGAAGAGAAUUCUCUAACGAACUCGUCAGAAGUCGAACGUGUAAGUGUCUUAGUUGAGAAUAAGGACCAAGAAGUAUGA